Ruditapes philippinarum (Manila clam) is the source of this 1523-nucleotide messenger RNA. RefSeq lists its product as uncharacterized. The record is from RefSeq and is a predicted model, not a curated record. The coding region runs from base 121 to 1143 and encodes 340 amino acids. The transcript has 8 exons. NCBI's taxonomy places the organism in Eukaryota, Metazoa, Mollusca, Bivalvia, Venerida, Veneridae.
AAAACGUUCGCCAACGCUCGCGAACCAUACGAGAGUUUGCGUUAAUGAACGGAAUGUUGUUCGCGAGCGUUUUAGCCAAUCGCAAACGUCUUUUACACAUAGCUAGCGAGGCGAACCAAAAUGGCGGACAGCAACAACAUGGACACUGAAGGCUAUUUAAGGAAUUUGACCUUAUCUUUUCCUGAUGGCAGUACUGCUACAGUUACAGUUGAUCUUCCUACCUACAGAGCUGCUAUAGAAGAAGAAGAUCAAUCUGUGUUAGAUGAAAUUAUAAAGAAUUACAACGAGUUAAAGGACCAGACAGAAGGUGCAGUGAGCACGCCAAAGCAGAACAAAGGAGUGACAAAAGUCCACACCUCUGACAGUCCAGUGAGCACGCCAAAACAGGACAAAGGAGUGACACAACCUGACUUUAAUGUCCACACCUCAGACACUGUUAAUUGGAGACAUGAGGAGGUUCUUCUGCUGAUCUCUUUGUAUUCUGAGCACCAGCAGAUGUUCAGCAACUCCCUUUUCAAGGCUUUUGAAGUCUGGAAAAGGAUUGCUGAAGGCAUGAGGGAAAAAGGCUAUUCAUUUACUGGCCUGCAGUGCGACAAGAAAUUUCGCUCGUUGAAGUACAGGUAUAAAACUAUUGCGGAUGCGAACGAGAAGAGCGGUCGAGGCAGGAGGAAAUGGGAAUUCUUUGAGGCAAUGGAUGAACUGUUGGCAGGUGAUCCGUCUGUAAGGCCUGUAGCUGUCAUAUCUUCAUCAAAAGUCACAUCCAAGCCACCAUUGCCUCAUAGAACAAGCCAGCCAGAAAUAGCUGUUGAAAAUCGGAUGUCAAUUCCGGCUAAAGAGCCAAGUCGAACUGGUCAAUCAGCUACGCCACCCGCAAGAACUGCAACUCCACCUGCUAGAGCUCCUACUCCACCUGUUCGGGCAGGAACACCGACCACACAACCUUCAACCCCCGAAGGUGAACCAACUAGGAAGAGGAGACGCAGCAGCACUGAGGCACCAGCAUGGUUUUCGGCAUUUGUUGAAGAACAUAACAGACAAGUCGAGGAUAUGCUGGAAACAAACAGAAGGAUUGCUGCUGCAGCGGAGGAGAGAAAUAAGACUCUUAGUCUUCUUGUAGAGGCUUUAGUGAAAAAUAAAAAUUAGUUAUAUGGUACAUUUUGUGUCUGGUCUAUAACCUCUUCAUAGAACUUGUUAUUUUGUAAAUACUUGUACAAAUGUUCACAAUAAUGAGAUGGUGUGUAAUCACUGACAUGUGCAAUAACCAUUCGCCUACACUAAGGUGAAGGCAGAGAUUAACAUUUUUAUGCAUCAUAUAAUACUUCCCUAAGGAAGAGGACAUUGGUAACUUUGUUACAAUUUUUUUUACUUUUUUCUAUGUCAAAUAUAACAUAAGAGAACUAUAACAACUUUUACUAGACAUUUCUGAAAUUUAUGUUCAGCAUUGUCCUGUCAUAUAUUUAAAAUUUUGUCUGUAAAUAUGUUAAUACUUUAACUUACACUGUGUCUAAUAGAAUAUAGAUUAU